CUUAUUGGAAUAAUACCUUCGAUAUUCGGGCGCGGUCAGGACAACCCCUAUCGAUAUCGCGUCUAAACUCACGACAUCGACGUUCGAUCGCACCGAGCUUAUUAGAUAUUUAUAUUAACAUCGACAUUCCUUUACAACCUCCGGAGCAGUCAUGAUGGAGACGCCCAUCAAGAUGGAACAGCCUGGUUCCGCGGCUCCAACUAUCGCGGCCCAGACCCAUUCUACACCGGAGGCCAUAUCGACACCUGCCAAUUCGGUCGACACCAAGGACAGCAUGUCUCCCUCGCCGUCCUCGGCCCAGUCGGCCACACAGUCCAGCGCCAACUCGAGACGUCCGCCGCGCAAGAGCACGCUCACCCAGCAGCAGAAGAACCAGAAGCGGCAGCGCGCGACCCAGGAUCAAUUGACGACCCUGGAGAUGGAAUUCAACAAGAACCCUACCCCUACCGCCAACGUUCGGGAGAGGAUAGCUGAGGAGAUCAACAUGACCGAAAGGUCUGUUCAGAUCUGGUUCCAGAACCGACGCGCCAAGAUCAAGCUUCUUGCUAAGAAGAGCCUGGAAACUGGUGAGGAUAUCGACUCGAUCCCCGAGUCUAUGCGAGCAUACCUGGCCAUGCAGGCCAUGGAAUCUGGUAAGGGCCUCGGCGGUCCUUACAUGGGACGUACCGGGCUGCUACCUUACGGAUCGAUGAUGUUGGGAGGCGAACAGGGUGGACAGGGGAAAGUCCUGAUACACCAUCUGACUUGCCGGUCUUUGAGCAUCGGAAAGUGGACGCGUGUUGGUCAGAACACCAUGGAUCUAAUCAUCUUCUACUCUCCCGAAAAGUGCACCAUGACCUACUACAUCAACAACGACCAAGCGGGAUAUAAAAUCGAGUACAACUUCAACGCGAUCAAGAACAUCUACCUCGAGAACCCCGAGGGUGACGCGACGAAGCUUGGUGGAAUCGUCAUCGAGUUGAACCGACCUCCUAAUUUCUUCAUGGACUCGUCUCCCAACUCCAAUGGCUUUUUCCAAUGCAACGACUUUACUGAGGACCAGCAAGCUACGCACUGCCUCGUCCACCAUCUUGGUGGUAACCCCAAGGUCCUUAGCGGCCAGCUUGCUAAGCUCGCGUCUCUCGAGUCUUUCACAAACCGACACAACCCGAAUCCUUUCGACAUGAGCCACGCGUUGUCCGUCUCUGCUCCCGUGUCGCCGACUAACCGCCCUGCUUCGCAACCGAACUUUGGACCGCCGCACGUCGGUAUGUACCAGGAAUCGCAAUGGGGAAUCAACCCUAUGCAUGCUGGUAUGCGUGCUCCGGGUCACAAGCGCCAGCGCAGUAGGUCGGUGCCUACGGCUGUGGACUUCUCCAUGUUCCAGAACCCAAUGCCGUCGUUCUACAUCCAGCACCCGGGCGAUAACCAGACUCAGCCGCACAGCCCUAACAUCUACGCGCCUAUUCCACAACAGCCCAACGGCCUUAACAACGUUGGACCUAAUCUGCGCAUCGAUACUCAGGCUUCGUACGGCAUGGAUCUAAGACAGUACCCCCUAUCCGCUGCUACCACAGCUCCGUCAGAAUAUUCUAGCCCGAACUUCUUCUCCCAGGGCCCUGAAAACACGCCUCUGCCGGCGUCGAGCUUCGGUACCCCCUACGGCGGAGCAUUCCUCUCGCCGCUGCCUCAAAUCCCGCAAUCUGUGUCUCCGUUGUCCUACACUGGCCACGGCGACCCGGCUAUCGUCGAACAAUCCCCUCCUCUCUCCAUGCUUCAGCGACCAGCCUCUGCCGACAUUUACGGCAUGGGCGAGUCUGCUAUUUCUGAUGACGGACACGGCCUGAACGAGAUGUACUCGAAACAUACCAUUAACCUUCCCAUGCACUCGCACUCUCCCGGUUUCAUGGAAGCCAACCAAGCCGACCUCGACAUGAACCAACUAGUUCAGUUUGACACUGUCGACCCGUCGAGCUUGUCUCCCGAGAGCAUUCAGCAUCACCAAUGAUUUCGAUAUAAUUCUAGUUACGCGUUUUCCGAUUCUUCUAAUAGCCGCCGCGGUCGGCUUAGCUUUGCUCUCCUACUUGUGGCGUUACGGGACCUUAUACCUCUUGUCGCUUUU
Messenger RNA from Annulohypoxylon maeteangense, 2101 nucleotides. RefSeq names its product homeobox-domain-containing protein. Gene Ontology annotation, biological process: regulation of transcription by RNA polymerase II; cell differentiation. The transcript has 3 exons. The record is from RefSeq and is a predicted model, not a curated record. Gene Ontology annotation, molecular function: RNA polymerase II cis-regulatory region sequence-specific DNA binding; DNA-binding transcription factor activity, RNA polymerase II-specific. Bases 152 to 1987 code for a protein of 611 amino acids. NCBI's taxonomy places the organism in Eukaryota, Fungi, Ascomycota, Sordariomycetes, Xylariales, Hypoxylaceae.